Messenger RNA from Mya arenaria, 4822 nucleotides. RefSeq lists its product as uncharacterized. NCBI's taxonomy places the organism in Eukaryota, Metazoa, Mollusca, Bivalvia, Myida, Myidae. The transcript is spliced from 7 exons. The coding region runs from base 241 to 1983 and encodes 580 amino acids. The record is from RefSeq and is a predicted model, not a curated record.
AUACUACUGUUGUAUAUUGUUCCGAAAAGACCGCAAAAUUUUGACAAGCGGGCUUUAUUUGAUCAACACUCGUUCGACGUUAACUAUUGACUAUAACGUUUAUGCAUGCAACGUAAACGUCGUAUUAAAAGCAACGUUUAUACGAAGGCCAGCAAGUUUGAUAUUUUUGGAUAUUGUUAUUUUAUUGGAAUACGGAACUGUCGUUUUGGUUUUACAGAACUUAUUUUAUUUUUUUAAGAAAUGAAGCUUUUCAGAUGGAUAAUCAAACUAGUAUCACUGGCUAUUCUUCAAUCCCUUCUCGUGGAAGGACAAGCCGGGGAGAAUAUACUCACGGAAAAAGAUUUGCGGGAUAUGCUGAAAACAGUACUGGAACAAAACCGUCGCCUGGUACGACAGAACACCCGAAUGCAACAUGUAUGGCAUGGACUGGAGUUGAUGUGCUCUGCCUUCAAUCAGAGGAUGUGUGAAUGUCCGGGAACUUCUCAGAAUCCGACCAUUACAACAAUUCCCACCAUUACAAUUUCCUCCACUACAAUUGCUCCCACUGAGCUUCCUACCACAACGCAAGCACCUACAACUACGAAAGCCCCAGUGUUGUUUGGACCAGGUCCUUUGCGCCUCCUUAACAUCUCAACGUCUUCUUCCGGACAACAACCUGGCAGUGUCAACGUCGCUGUAGGUUACGUAGCGUCACCACUACACACGACCGAGUGGAUUGGUCUCAGGAAAAAUGGCGGAAUGUGGAGAACGUCCGGCAAACGUGUCUACAAUCCAACAAACGAGUACACGUAUUUCUCUAAGGCAGAGAUCGGCGAUAUUGACACGAUGAGGAAUUUAUUCUUCAGACUUUACAAUGACGAAGAAAGCGUUAACGUCCGAUUGAAUAUUUCCGAGAUUCUGAUAAACAGCACGCAGGUUUUGCCCAAACCUCAACGAAAUUAUCUCAAAGUUGAGACGAAAUUUAAAGCACCCAAUGAAACAGACCUGGUAAUUCCUGCAGUUUUGAACCAGAAAGCUGAGCAGCCAGACAGGUUUGAAUUCGCCGAGGUAUUCUUCACUGGUCUCAAUACAUCUUCAAGCCCUCCAGCAAUCUUCGAAAUAAUGCAUUUCAACUCCGAUGGGAUAAACCUAGCCGUUAGUCCCCUUACCGAAACUAGCUCAAAUCUUAACAUUACUCUUCGUUAUCCAUUUGCUCGAUAUGGUGGCAUUCUGACCGUUCGAAUGCCGUACCAGGAAGUCAUUGGGGGUGUCAUUGAGGAAUUCUACUACGGGCCUUUCAUUAAAAUAGUAUCGUCUGGCGAAGACUCAGUUGUGCCACCGAAUACGAUAGGAGUUUUCCCCAUAGCACGACAAACCCUCGUGAUCCCUCCCUCGCAAACAGUGAUCUGCGCCGCGAUGGGAAAUCCUCGUCCAGAGGUUUCUAUCCUCAAGCUAGGAGAAGGAGGAACAUCGGUAGAGAUACCGAGUGAGACUGUCAUUCUUGAUAGCACCAUGAACAUGAUUGUACACACUUUUGAUGCAUCGAACCCGCUCACAACAGAGGGACGAUAUUUUUGCAGAGCUUCAAACAGCUUCCAGACAAUCGACGCCCCGACAGAAGUCAUUGUACUUCAGCCUGCCGUGUUUGAUGAUCGGAUGACAGCUGUAGUGCAAAAUUCGUCGGAUAGAAUCGUGAUCUCUUGUCAGGCGAAAGGAAAGCCAAAACCACAGCUAAAAUUGAAACUGUAUGAUGAGUUUGGGCCUGACUUAGUCGCAACAGGAUUAUACAGGAUCUGGAAGUAUGGACCAGAGCCGGAUACAUCUAGAGUGACAUUGACCUUAUCCCCAUUAGAGGACGCAGCCAUUACCGCGGUAGUUUGUGAAUCAAGUCAAGGUGGAGCAGGAGGAGCAUUCACGAACUCUCGCAAGAUUGAGGUCCAUCCCGGCAAGGCUAAUUUCGAUAUGGGCCUUUACAAUAGACUAAAUGAAGCAGUGCGUCUGUAGUUUGAAUAAUUGGCAUGUAUGUUUAAGUACAAAAACUGCAUUACUGUAUAUUAGAUAAAAUCGAUCGUUAAAUAAGGCCGGUUGAAAGAGUAUUUAUACAAUUUUAGCCAGCCUUUUCAUCGUUAAAUUUGAGCAUAUCAGCUCAUUUAUUAAAAUCACUCUGCUUUAAUUUGUUCUUGCAUAUCGAUGUAGAGUAAAUAUCAUACAAAUAAUUGUUUAUUGUCUUUGAUGAUGCGUUGACCGCAAUUUAAAAAAGUUAAAAAGUACAAAUAUUUCCUCUUGAUUAAUGAACAAGAUGGCAUCCCACUUAGUUAUGUAUGGAUUAGUUAGUUAUUUUAUGACUGUUUAAGUAUAUUUUAAAAUUAACUCUUUUAAGUUUAUGCGUUUAGAAAUAAGUAAGAUAACCGGACACUUUAAGAUGGCAAAUGCGGAUUUAGGGUGACCCCUCACUUAAAUUGCAGUAUUUGAGGUAUGCAGGUAUUGUUGAAAAAGUUUUAAUAUAAUACAGAAUAUUACUAGCCAUUUUGUCUAGAGAAACGACCCCCUUCCCGUCAUCACAUUCAAACCUAUGUUUUCUCGGGUUUGUAGGAGAGCCGGCGAACUAUAUUGCCUAAUAUGAGAAGUAUACAUACGUAUAACAGAAAUAACUCAGUAAACUUAUAAAACGCAGUGCAAUCAGACAAAUGGAUGAGAACGGCAUUAAAUGUCGCUAUGAAACGGAUAGAGGUUGGAUAAAAUAUGUCAGUGGUAUAUAUGAAUACUCGGGCUAAUACAGGUAACUCAGUCGAGCAGCUAUGUUCAUGGUUGUAGUUAAUUGACAUAUGUAAUGCAAACAAAUGUUUAAUAUUUGCGAUAUGUUAAUCAGAAGAAGCAUUAGUCGUCUAUCGAUCAAGUUCAAGACAUAAUAUGAGAUAAUGCAUGAUUAUAUCUUUUGUUUUCAUUAUUCACAGUUAGUACAAACUAAACGAGUGGUUGAUAUGCAUUACAAUGGACAAAGGAAACCUUGACCUUUGACAUACUUACAUGGGUCUAGCACGUGACACCCGGCUACUCUCGGCACACAUCUGUUUCAAGUAGUUCUUAAAUUCCCAUAUACAUUGUCAAGUUACAUGCUGGACCAGCCAAAUAACAAGGAAUUUUGAACAACGACCCUUUAUUUAGAUAUUUUGACAUUUGACUACGGACACGGAUCUUGCACUUAUCAGAACGAAUUCCUCUGGUUAACAUGUAUGCCAAGUAACUUUGAACUUCCCCAAUGCACGGACAGGUUACGACUUGGAUAAAUAAAAAACAAUGCAUUUUAACAAAUAAUCUACCAAAUUAUUUUAAAAUCCAACGAUCAAGAACCGAGUUACGGACCUGCAACGACUUGCUGAUGCUAACAAAUCUCAACCGCCCGUCCCCUCGCAAUCACAUCUACAUAAUUCAAUUUAAUGACCUUAAUUUACAGAAGAAAGUCCUGGCUAGUUAAGCUGAUCUGUGUUCUACCCAAGAAAUAACUAAUAUAUGCUUUCUUGUUAACUAUGAAAUGAGCAUCAUUCUUUUUAACCAAGCCAGUUAUCGGUAAGCACCGGAUACGCACGUUUAAAAAUGAACAGCUAAAUAAAGUGCUUAUUUACUUGACAUAACGCCGACCCUUAGUAUGUCAACUUGCUCGUUUCUUAUUUAACCUUUACCAAACAUGUAAGCAGUGCUUUGGCAUAUCAAUUAAUCGCCAUUAUCUGUCAACAUCAGCCGGAUCGCCAAACUGACCUAUAUUGUUAUUGAACUUAGAUUUUGAAUUAAAUAAUUUCUGCAGAUAUGUAUUUCCCUUUAAUUCAAUAGGAAAAUGUAUCACUCCUUUUACAUGAUUCAUACUCAUAACUGAUAGUUUGGGGCGAUAUAAGCAGGGCGACAACUUUUAAAUUCACCGUAACACAUUGACGUAAAGUUUGACACUCCAACUGAAUAACAUCACUACGCUGUACCCGUCGAAUCUGUUGAAAUUUUUUGUUCAUUAUUUUUAGAAAUAUAAAAGUCAUUAUUUAUAAAACCUUCGAACAAAUAUUUAAAAUGUGUUUGUUUAAUGUUGAUUAGAUUUGAAUAUAACCCAUUUUAACAAACCCCUUGGUACUACAGUCUUCGAAGCUCAAACUACAUAUUAAAAACACUAUGAUUUAAAGAACGCAAUCAGGCGAAAGUUGAUGACAAUGCCGUCAAAAGAGAUAAACGCAAUGUCUGGAUGUGUCAUAGCCGAAGACUGUGAUCGGAAACGCCGAUCCGACCUGCAAUCAACCUCAAUGAAUCAAGUCACAUUUUCAACUUUAACCAGGUUCUACACACAUUUUGGAAAUGCAACAUAUGCAUGAUGUGCAUGUUAUGCUGAAAUUUCUUCAUUUUUCUUGGUAGGGCACGUUUACACUCUAGGAAGCUUAAGGGAAUUUGGUCGCGUACUUACGUCGGUAAUAGCAUGAACACACGUAACAAUUCAGUUACCAAAUAUGUCGUAUCCGAACAAACUAUUUUGUAAACAUUCAAUUUUGACCGGUUCCAAACUAAGCUACGACAGAAAGCUUCUUUAGAUUUUUUUCGAAUGACUGGAAGAUAUGUGGUUUCCGAACAAAAUGCUGGUAAUUCUGUUUUGUGAACAAUGUAUUUGUACCGGUUCCACUCUGUACUGAGCUAAUAUUGAGCUAUGGUGCUUGAAAACUGCAUUUUCUGAUUGUGGGUCACCAUUGUAUGAAGGUAAAAUUAGAUUCAACCUUGUAGUUUGCAUGUUACGCUCCCGAUAAGAAAAAAUAGAUAAGGGCAAUAACUCUGUUACUACUACGUGUAUUGAUCUUGUUAACUGUACUUCUGU